This is a messenger RNA of Xiphophorus maculatus (southern platyfish), 2622 nucleotides long. RefSeq names its product WD repeat, SAM and U-box domain-containing protein 1 (gene wdsub1). The transcript is spliced from 13 exons. The coding region runs from base 309 to 1811 and encodes 500 amino acids. Lineage: Eukaryota; Metazoa; Chordata; Actinopteri; Cyprinodontiformes; Poeciliidae. Gene Ontology annotation, molecular function: ubiquitin-protein transferase activity; protein binding. The record is from RefSeq and is a predicted model, not a curated record. Gene Ontology annotation, biological process: protein ubiquitination.
CAGAGAGGAAGUAAACAGUGAAUAACAGAGACGGACAGAGACGAGUAAGAUUGACGUUGUUCAACAAUACCAGAUGCUGCAGGACGCGGUCUACUGACUAGUCUUUUUUCUUCUGCAGUCUGGUUUUUUAGGCUGGCUUUUAUUUUUUUAUAUAUAUUUCGCAUAAUGGCAGAAAGUAGCUUCAUAAUCGUGAAGAGCCGUUAGCUUCUAAAGCAGCAACAAUUAGUUGUUCUGGUGUGUUAAUUAAUUUAAUUAAGACCUCCUGGCAGAAAAAAAGUGUCCUCCAAACUUCAGCGUUGGCUCUGCGGAUGGCGUCUGUAGUCUGCACCUUACGAGACCAUCAAGACGACAUCAACUGGUGUGCCUUCUCCGCCAAACUGUUGGCUACCUGCUCCGGGGACAAAACCCUCAGGAUAUACAAUGCUGAAGACUUCUCCGAGCUGCCUUUCUCGCCUCUGAAGGGACACAGCUACAGCGUCCACUGCUGUUGCUUCAGCCCCUGCGGCCAGUUCCUCAUCUCCUGCUCCACAGAUGCGACCACGCUGGUGUGGUCCAUGGUCACGGGGGGCAUCGAGGCCGUCCUGGAACAUCCCGACCGCAGCCCUGUUCGGAUCUGUGCGCUGUCUCCCAACGCGGCCCACCUGGUUUCAGGUGCGUCUGAUGGCACUUUGGCUGUCUGGGAUUUCCACUCUAAGAGGCUGUCCAGGACUGGAGGAGUGAGAGACACAACAAUGGUAGCUUGUUCCUUCAGCCCUUGCAGUCAGAUGUUCAUGACGGGCUCCACCUAUGGAGAUCUGCGUCUGUGGGAUCUGCACUUAAACCAACUCCUCGCAAAGAAGGAUGCCCACGACCUGGGGGUGUCCUGCUGCAGCUUCGCUCCCAGCAUCCUCAGUGGCAACCAAGUUGUGCAGUUUCAUUUGGCAUCUUGCGGACAAGACUGUCACCUGAAGAUCUGGGUUAUUAACAAGUUCACCUCUGGAGGCUUUGACAUGGUGCUCCUACAUACACUAACCGGCCAGACGGCUCCGGUCUUCUGCUGUGCGUACUCCUCUGAUGGGCAGCUGCUUGUGUCUGGCUCAGUGGACAAAAGUAUCAAGGUCUAUGACGCGAAUAAUGCCGUUCUGCUUCACACACUGAACCACCAUGACAGGUAUGUGACAGCAUGCGCCUUCCAUCCAACAGCACCACUGAUCGCCACCGGAUCCAUGGAUAAAACCGUAAACAUCUGUCUGCUGGAGGACGGAUGCAGGGGCGGGAAGUCGUUGCCUGUCCAGCUCCACCUGGCAACGAGGGACACAGGUGUUGUGUGCUUGAGUGCUCUCUCUUCAGCCUCAAGUGUCUCAGGAAAAGCCACGGCGGGCCGAUCGAAGCUGCUGGUCGCUGAUUGGUCGGAGGGGGAUGUGUCAGAGUGGCUGGUGGAGGAAGGGCUCCAGGGAUUGGUGGACAAAUUCAAGGCCAAUAACAUAGAUGGGACAGAGCUGCUGAGUCUCACCAAGGAGACGCUGGCGUCAGAGCUGGGCAUAGAGUCUGUCGGCCUGCGAGGUAAACUCCUGAGGAAAGUGGAGGAGCUGAAAAGUGGUUCAAUAUGCUCCGGGGUUCCUGAUGAGUUUCUGUGUCCAAUCACCAGAGAGCUUAUGAGGGAACCGGUCAUAGCAGCUGAUGGCUACUCGUAUGAAAGGCAGGCAAUUGAGAACUGGAUCCACACCAAGAACCGUUCCAGCCCAAUGACCAACCUUCCCCUGCUGACAACACUCCUCACACCCAACCACACCCUCAAGAUGGCCAUCAGCCGCUGGAAGACCAGCCAGUAGCGUCCUCCGACCAGGUCGGCGUGUUUCCUUCUGAAGUCCAUAGAAACAAGAUGCAUCUGCUUCUGAUUUAUUCUCACGCUGAGGUUCUUUGUGGAGGAGCAAAGCUGGAUUAGGUAAGGACGAAGAUUAAGUGUAGAUCUGUCCGACUCUUAACAUCGGAGGCUGGCAGCUGCAACACAGCAGAGACUAAGAUCUGUUUGUCACCCCUGUUGACAGACAACGUGUUGCUAAAAAUAUAAUAAAUGUGGAAUAAUCAGUUUAAAAAGUCACAAAAAAAGAAAACUUUUCAUUAGUUGAUUUUUAUUCAAGUUCCACGGUUAUGUUUUUAUUUACUUUAUAAGUGGGUUCACAAUUAUGUCAGAACAAAUUAGAGGAGGGUGAUAUGAUGAUGUUAGAUCAUGAAGUACUAGAAUGUGUUCUGGAAAGUCAGAAAGUCAAAGUUGGUAAAACUGAACAUCUGUCGCCACCUGCCUACCUUAUAUCAGCAUGGGAUAUACUGGCAUUAUGAAUAUUUCCUGAAGUCUUAAUAUUAAUCAACCCGAGCUGUGAGAAUCUGUUGUCAGAGAACACGGUGAUGUUGUUCUUUGCCUAAACUCUUUACGUUAUUUAUUUCUAGAAACUCUGCAUUACAGAUAAAUAUGUUCAUUUUCAGAAACGAGACCUUUACCUGAAAUACCGCUGAUCACCACUUGGUGCUUAUUUUGAAGCAUCUCUGGCCUCUUAUAUUGACUUGCACUUAAAAUCUGUAAAGAGGAUGAUUAAAGUCACAGUGCCAAAUUUAUUGGCACCUUUAAUAAAGACGUGUAGAAAA